Brassica rapa (field mustard) is the source of this 1008-nucleotide messenger RNA. Its product is annotated as probable thiocyanate methyltransferase 2. NCBI's taxonomy places the organism in Eukaryota, Viridiplantae, Streptophyta, Magnoliopsida, Brassicales, Brassicaceae. Gene Ontology annotation, molecular function: S-adenosylmethionine-dependent methyltransferase activity. The record is from RefSeq and is a predicted model, not a curated record.
AAGUUAAAUUUUCAAUUAUUGGUUUCUUAUUUUUACAUUUAUUAAUAUAAUAUCAUGGCCACUGUAGGGUAUAUAAUUUACAUCACAUCUGCUUGAAGUUCCACACCUUCAAUAUCCACACAAAAAAAAAGAAUUGCUAGAGCUUGCGAGAAACCUUAAAAUGGCUGAGGAACAACAAAACUCAGCUCACAUCAAUGGUGAAAACAUCAUCCCUCCAGAAGAUGUUGCUAAGUUCCUGCCCAAAACUGUUGAAGAAGGUGGAUGGGAAAAAUGUUGGGAAGAUGGGGUAACACCAUGGGACCAAGGAAGAGCCACACCUCUUGUUGUCCAUCUUGUUGAAUCUUCUUCUCUUCCUCUUGGUCGUGCUCUUGUCCCCGGCUGUGGCGGAGGUCACGAUGUGGUUGCGAUGGCAAGCCCCGAACGUUACGUUGUUGGUUUGGAUAUUUCUGAAAGUGCCCUCGAGAAAGCUGCUGAGACUUACGGCUCCUCACCGAAGGCCAAGUACUUUACGUUCGUGAAGGAAGACUUCUUCACAUGGCGUCCUAACGAAUUAUUCGAUCUCAUUUUCGAUUAUGUGGUCUUCUGUGCCAUUGAGCCGGAGACGAGACCUGCAUGGGCCAAAGCCAUGUAUGAACUCUUAAAACCCGAUGGCGAACUCAUUACUCUCAUGUAUCCGAUUACCGAUCAUGAUGGUGGACCGCCAUACAAAGUAGCUUUCUCUACCUACGAAGAUGUUUUGGUUCCGGUAGGAUUCAAGGCAGUGUCCAUUGAAGAGAAUCCAUACUCCAUUGCCACUCGUAAGGGUAAAGAGAAGCUUGCUAGGUGGAAGAAGAUCAACUGAUCCAAGAAAGAUCUCUCUUACUCUUUAGUCUUUACUAAGAGUCUUAUAUGCACAUUCUACCAAUGUAUUAAGUAUGAAAUGAAUAUUCUACAAAUUUGCCGAUUAUUAAUAAUAAACUUGAUGUUUGUGAUAAUAUAAUUCAAUUAAGAGAGACUAAUUUUAGUUAA